This is a messenger RNA of Physella acuta, 2088 nucleotides long. Its product is annotated as TBC1 domain family member 7. Gene Ontology annotation, biological process: negative regulation of TOR signaling; activation of GTPase activity. Gene Ontology annotation, molecular function: GTPase activator activity. NCBI's taxonomy places the organism in Eukaryota, Metazoa, Mollusca, Gastropoda, Physidae. The record is from RefSeq and is a predicted model, not a curated record.
GACUCUUCAUAACUGUGAAUUCGAAAGUAGAAAAGAAAACAUCAACAGUAGUCAGUAGACCUAAAAGUGAAAGACAGAUGGAAUGCUUAUACUUUUAUAGGCCUAAGAAUAUAAAUUCUCAAUAUAGGAGAGACUGAACAUCAUGGCAGACCAGGAGAGAAAUUUUCGCACACAUUACUAUGAAAAAGUGGGCUUUAGGGCAGUGGAGGAGAAGAAGUCCAUUGAAAUUCUGCUAAAGGAGCAACCUAUAAGAAAGGACAAGCUCCUCCAGUUUAGUCUACGCUUUGGUAUACCUGCAAUGUACAGAACUUAUGUGUGGAAAAUUUUAUUGGGCAUCUUGCCAGCCAAUCAGGCAAGUCAAGCAUAUGUGUUGAACCACAGGCAAGAACAGGUGAAAGAGCUGGAGCGUGCCCUUGUGCUUCUUUCUCCUGAAUACCUGGGUGGGUCACAAGAGCAAAAGAUCCUGCGGAUGAAACUUAUUGAGGAUGGCAAACUUCCUCUUCAGAAUAAGUUCCUUGACACAGAUAUCAGCAACCAAUACUUUGUCUGUAUAGCCCAGGCUGUGGGAAGUCUGGUCAGCUCUGAGGUGGACCUGUACUGGAUAUCCACUAGGUUCUACAAACAUAUCAAAGACAAUUUCUACAAACACGUUCCACAGUUUCCUGAACAUACAAUGCAAUGUUUAAAGAAAGAGGAAGAUGGCAAAAGACUUUAUCAACAUUUGUAUGAUUAUCAAGUAGUGGAUGAGCUCCCCUUGAAUGAAUGGUUUUACACUUGCUAUGCUAAUGUUUUGCCAGAUAAUUCAUUAGAGAGAAUUUGGGAUCGUGUUAUUGGUGGGUCAAGUGAAAUAUUUGUUUACGUUGCUGUAGCAGUGCUGUUGGUGCUGCGUCGACCAAUUUUAGCCAUGCAAUCUGCCCAUGAUAUUGCUAAUUAUUUAAAACAGAUCCCAGAAGAUUGUGGGGACAAAAUUGUUAACGAGGCCUUGACCCUCCUUCACAAAAACUCUGGACAACAUCCCCCAAAACCAGACUCACCUAGCACUGAGAGUGGAAAAAACUUGGUGAAACCUGCAGACAGAAACUCUAGUAGUAAACCAACACUUACUAAAACCCAAUACAGCUCUGUUGAUGGUAGCUUUUCCACUGAAAAGAUUGGAAAAAAUGUUCUUGAGAAGUCUGUUUCUAUUGACAUUGGUAGAAGAUCUCCGAAUGAUAAGUUUAUUCAAAUGUAAUUAAAAUAAUGUAUGCUUGUUUUAAUGAAGUUUUACCUCUAAUAAUAUGGUUGAUAACCAUAACAUGUUUUAAAAAAGUUUUAAAAAGCAUGCAUGACUAGUCAAUCUCUUCUAUGAUAGAAUUUGCAUUUGUAUGUCAGUUCAUUAGUUUGAAUGGUAGUUCAUUUAUUUGAAUAACAGUUUUUUUUAAUUUGAAUGAUAUUCUUGUGAGCUUGUUUAUUGGUUUGUUUAGAUGCUGGUUCAUUAGCUUGCAAUCAAGCAAAUAGAAAUGUUGCAGUUGAUGAAUAUGUGAUUGGAACUAGAAUAAUAGUUUUUAUACUAAACAAUUUAAGCAUGUGUAUAAAACAGCUGAAGUAGUUGUGUCUGAAGAGAGUUGUGCUUUCUGGCGUGAUUGUUCCCCUUACAUUGACAGUUGUUCCAAUCAAAAAAGGUCAUGUAUAUAACAAAAGUAUAUUCAGACAACCAGCUGGCUUGGUUGUCUUGUAGAAACUACUUUCGUUAGUUCUAGUCAAAUUUUGUGGGUUACUGAAAGUGAAGUAAUGUGGCUGAGUUAUUGGUUUGUAUGCCUUAACACAUGAAUUGUGAUUUUAAAAGUUGAACAUAGUAUUUAAGAGGUUUUAUGAAGAUGAUUGCUACUCUCCCCUUAAGACAACACCUUGUUUUACCUGAGAUGCAUAGACGGUGAAAAACACCAUCCUUACAUGUCAAUUUGCUGUAUGUACAACCUGCAUUCCUAUGGAAGCAAUUGUGAUUUUGUAUAUGUGUGUGUGUGUGCCGAUUGGGGUGAUUAUUCCUGUAUUAUUAAAAAUGUGCAUUGUAAAUAAUUUUAAAUGUAUGUAAAUUAAAAUAAAAUUGAA